This is a messenger RNA of Synchiropus splendidus (mandarinfish), 4529 nucleotides long. Its product is annotated as FYVE and coiled-coil domain-containing protein 1-like. Gene Ontology annotation, biological process: positive regulation of autophagosome maturation; plus-end-directed vesicle transport along microtubule. Gene Ontology annotation, cellular component: lysosome; autophagosome; late endosome. The record is from RefSeq and is a predicted model, not a curated record. The transcript is spliced from 19 exons. Bases 61 to 4404 code for a protein of 1447 amino acids. NCBI's taxonomy places the organism in Eukaryota, Metazoa, Chordata, Actinopteri, Syngnathiformes, Callionymidae. Gene Ontology annotation, molecular function: metal ion binding.
GCGCUGUGGCGUCGAGGUUUGUAGAGCACAUCUUCGAAACUGUCCCUGCUUUCGCCUUACAUGAAAAAAACCAUCCUCAGAAGAUCUGGCCCUGUCUUCUCCGUCUGCUCCAGGAUGGCUUCAUCAGUCGGAGAUAAUCAGCUACAGAGGAUCAUAAGAGAUCUGCAUGACGCUGUGCUGGAGCUGAGCAAAGAACACAGCGAGUCUGGCGAGCCCAUCACUGACGACUGCCCCAGCCUUCACAAGUUCUUCUAUAAACUGGAAUACCUGCUCCAGUUCGACCAGAAGGAGAAGACGACUUUCCUCGGCCAGAGGAAAGACUACUGGGAUUACUUCUGUGACUGCCUGAUUAAGAUCAAAGGAGCUAAUGAUGGCAUCCGUUUCGUAAAGUCCAUUCCUGAGUUGAAGACUUCUCUGGGGAAGGGACGAGCCUUCAUCCGAUACUCGCUGGUUCAUCAGCGUCUGGCCGACACGCUGCAGCAGUGUCUCAUCAAUGAGAAGGUCACAAGGGACUGGUACUACGUGCGAAGUCCCCUCCUGAAGUUGCACCUCACCGCCGACAUCAUCAACAAUCUUUACGAGCUCAACCAGAUCCAAUUUGACGUCGCUGCCAGAGGUUACGAUCUGGACGCUGACUGGCCGUCUUUUGCGAGACGAACUUUAGGAGCUGGCUCUUCUGCUUCUCUGUGGAAACCUCCGAGCCGCUGCUCCAGCAUCAACAGUCUGGUCAGCAAUUAUUCGCACACGCAGCCCCAGGAGUGUGUCCCAGUCUCAGACUUCUGUCCCAGUCUGCUGGGCGAGUUGGGCGAACUGUCAGAGCCGUCCUCCUGCAGCAUCGCAGAGAACCUCCGCAUCGAGCUCGACCAAUCAGAACUCAGGCAGCAGCAGCUCCUGACCCAGGUGGAUGAGUUAGGAAGAGAGGCGUCAGAGCUCAGAGAUGUGGUGAAAGAUCUCCAGGAGAAACUGCUGGCCGCCCAGAAGACGACCUCCAGCGGCGGCGGAGAAACGCACAGCCACGAGCUGAGAGACCGACUCUCUGCUGCUGAGAGCAGAAACAUGGAGCUUCUGUCCAAGUUGGACGAAGCGCUGAACGAGAAAGGUCAGCAAACGGCGAGCUAUUGUGACUCAGCCUGGAAGAUCCAGGAGCUUUUGGAUAAGCUGAAGACAGCAGAGGAGGAGAGGUUGGAGGCCAAGAGAGAGGCAGAUGACAGGACCAGACAAGCUGAGCGUCUGUCGCAGGAGCUGAAGCUCAAGGACGAAGAGCUGUCGAGCUGCUCUGAAGAGCUGGCAUCGGUGAGAGCAGCGGCUCAGGACGAGCGAGACGAGGCCUUCAAGCGCUUAGAGGAGGUCCAGAACGCCGUCGGUCGCAUUCAGGGAGCACUGACUCUAAAGGAGAAGGAGACGGGAAACCUGAGGGCUCAGCUUCAAGGUCUACAAGGGUCACUGGAAUGUCGAGAGAGACAAGCAGAAGAACUGAAGAAGCGACUGCUAGAAGAGCGGGAGGAGAUGGAGCUGGCGUGUGAAAGCCCUAAUGAAGUGCUGGAGAUUCACGUGUCUGAGUUGAGGAAGAGUCUGAAAAACAGAGAGAGGGAACUCUCUGCCAGUUCGGAGAGGAUCAAGCAUUUAGAGGAGCAGUUGGAGAAGCUGAGUGUUGAGAGCGAAAGUUCAACAUCGAAACGCAACGAUAAUGAGACCAACUCCUGCGACCAGGCAGAUGAUCUUCGUGAGACAAAUAUGAAGCUUCUGCUGACAGUGAAGAAAUGUGAGGGGAGUAUUUCAGAGCUCACUGAGAACAAGACAGUGUUGUUAGCUCAGCUGGCUGCCGUGAAGGCUUCAGAAAAGCAUUUGAAGAUGACACUAGAGUCAGCAGACCUCUCUGUUGGAGACCGCGAGAAGAGACUUCUGGAUGAGAACCUGCAGCUGGAGGAGAAGUGUCAGAAGGUACUGGUUCUCAAGGAGGCGUUAGAGGCUCAGUUCAAGGCAACAGAGCAGGAGAACCAGCAGCUUCUGGAGGUUCAGUCGGCCUUGAAGAAACGCUUGGCAGAAACUCAGGAAGAGCUGGACUUAAUUACUGCCAAGUCCUCCAUGUUGGACAAAAACCUGGCUGUGUCCCAGAGAAGCCAAGCCGAGCUGCUGGCCAAGCUCCAGGAAACAGAAGCAAGGCUCGGCGACCAGACAGUCAAGUGUGGUCUUCUGCAAGCUCAAGUGGAGGAGCUGGAGAGCAGGACGGGGGAGUCGCACGACGAGAAGGGAGCCGCAGAGAGCAACGAGAAGAUGCUGAAGCUCCACAGCGAAGAGGAGCCGAUGCGACUGGUGAUCGCCGAAGCUCAGCUGGAACUGAACUUGAGGGAAGUGAACCGGCUCAGAGAUGAGGUGGUGGAGCUGAGGGCCAAGCUCCUGGCUGGUUCUGAAGAGAAGAUGAAAGUUCAGGCUCUUCAGGAGGUGACCGAGUCCUCGCGGGAGGACCUGCGUGUUCUGUCAGAGCAGCUCAAGUCGCAGGUGGAGGAGCUGAACCGGCGGCAUGUUGAUGAGAUCCUGCGUUCCCGGGAGCGAGAGGAAGCUCUCAUUCGGGAGCGAGACGGUGAAGCUCAGGCCCGUGUGGGUCUGGCUGCCGAAGUGACGGCCACCAGAGAAGAGCUGGACAAGCUCAAGCUCCGUUAUGAGUCUUUGUGUUUGGAGAGCAGUGAGUGCAGGGAGGCUCUGCAUCGGGCGAACACAGAAACGGCCGAGCUUGGAGUGCACGUGUGCAUGCUGACCGCCGAGAACGAGGAGGCUCGUCUGCGAUGGGAGGACCUGUCCACCAAGCUUCAGCAGCUGGAGGAUCAUGGACCCCAAGAGGUGGAGGCAAUGAGACGUCAGAUGGAAGAGCUAGAGGAGGAGAAGACACAACUUGAGGAGAUGCUUGUGAGCAGAGCGGAUCAGCUGCAGCUGGAGCUGAACAAGGCCCAGCAGGAGACCGAAGUGCUGCAGAAGAGGAGCAGCGAGGAGACCCGGGAGCUGCGUCUCCAGCUCAGCAGCCAUGAGCGCCACCUCCAGUGUGUGAACAAGGAGUUGGAGAAAGUGCGAUCACAGCUGUCGACUGAGCAGCAGAAAGUGACCGAGCAGGAGAGCAAACUGAAGCAGCUGGAGGCUGAGAUGCAGAGAUAUUGCCAACAGAUUGCGGAGAAAAACACCCAGAUGGCUCAGUCUGAAAGUCUCAUCCAGCAGAAAGAAGAGGAGAUAAUCCAUCUGAGGAGAAAUUCAUCAAGGUCAGAAGAGGCCCUGAAGGCAUCGCAGCGGGCCUGUCGGGAGCUGAGCGAGAAUCUGCAGCGGCUCACACAGGAGAAGCAGAAUCUGGACCUGAAGGCGGCUGCGGAGCUUGAGGACCUUCAUCGCAUUAAGAUCCACCUGGAGGAACGACUUUUGGAACUGAUCAGGGAAAAAGACGCUCUGUGGCAGAAGUCUGACGCUCUGGAGUUCCAGCAGAAGCUGCGCGACGAGGAGAACGAGCGGGAUGUCAACUACUGUCUCGGCUGCCACAGCCAGUUCAGCUGGUGGCUGCGCAAGUACACCUGCAGACUGUGUGGGCGUCCCUUCUGCUACUACUGCUGCAGCAACACAGUCAGCACGCAGCAGGGAGGCAGCAAGGAGCGCUGCUGCACCAACUGCUACAACCAGCACAGCGCGGUGGUGGAGCGCCACCCGCAGGAGGAGGUUCUCUCCAGCACGCCGGGAGCGGGCCUCAGCCAUUUGUUGCACUUCGGAAGAGCAGCUGCAGGUUUUCCAGGGGCUGACGAAGGUGUAAAGCAGGAGGACGGAGUCUUCGACAUCAUCACGGAGGAGGAGGUGAGCGGAGUCUAUGACAGCGACUCCACGCUUUUUACCACUGCGAGUACUCCCGGACAUGGACAGCAGGGGGCAGCACCGCUGAGCAACAGCAACAGUGCAGGAGACUUGACAUCAGACGCAGAGGACACCAACAGUCCGACGCAGGAUGCUGAGAUCCGUCUGCUGAAGUCUGGCGAGCUCACGCUCUCGACUCCCUUCACCGUGGACGGCAUCUCCAAGUUUGGCGACGGCUCUCGAGAACUUUUCAUCAAGUCCAGCUGCUACAGCACCAUCCCCAUCACGGUGAGCCACCCCGGACCUACAGUGGGCUGGACCUUCACCUCUGAGCCCAAGAGCAUCUCCUUCAGUGUGAUCUACAGAGAGAGCAGCGACACUCCCCUGGAGCAGGCCAAGGUGCUGAUCCCACUCACGCGCUGUGACUCCCACAAGGAGACCAUCCAGGGGGAGUUGAAGGUGCGAAACCCUGGAGAGUACACGCUCGUCUUUGACAACUCCUUCUCCAGGUUCAUCUCAAAGAAGGUCCAGUACCACCUGACGGUGGACUGUCCGGUGGUCUACGAUGGAACCGAUCAGUGAGGAGGCCAGAACUGACUGAAGGUGAUGGGAAGAUAGAAAUGAGGCAGUAGGAGAUGCUAGGCAGAGGCGGGUGUCAGGUGAGAGACACUCCUACUGGCUGUGUUGUACUGCCACUCUCCGAGGUA